Messenger RNA from Pelagomonas calceolata, 4852 nucleotides. The record is from the annotation of a GenBank genome assembly. NCBI's taxonomy places the organism in Eukaryota, Pelagophyceae, Pelagomonadales, Pelagomonadaceae.
AUGGCGAGCGCCCCCGCCCUGUUUCACGAUGUGGAGCAGCGGUUUAUGAAAUUGAGCGAGGCGCUCGAGGCCGCGACCGCCGAGCGCGACGAACUGCGGACCGCGGCGGCCGAGCACGAAAGCGGCCUGGCGAAGCUCACGCUCAGCCUCACGAGCGCCCAGCGCGGCGCGGCGGACGCGGAGGAGCGCCGGGCCGCCGCGGAGCGCGACGCGGCGCGCCUCGACGGCGCGCGGCGGGCGAACGCCGAGCGCGCCGAUCGCGCGGAGCUGCGGGCCGCCGAGCUCGCCGCGGCGUCGGCGGACGCGCAGCGGGCGCUCGCGGACGCGAGGAAGGAGGCGCGAGAGAACACGGAGAAGUGCGCGCGGGCGGAGUCGCAGGCGCGGGCGUCGACGCUCGAGCGGGAGCGGUGGGCGCGGGAGCGCGAGGCCCUCGAGGGCCACGCCGCGUGGCUCAAGGACGAACUGGACCAGCGGUCGCAGGAGCUGCGGGACUCCCGCGGCGAGGCCUCCCGGGCGCUGGCGGCCGCGGAGCGCGCGCGGGACGAGGCGCGGGGCGACGCGGCGUCCAAGGCGCACCUCCUCGAAGCGAGCGAGGAGCGCCGCGCGGCGGCGGAGCGCGCGCAGACGGCCGCCGAGGCGCGCCUGCGGGACGCGCGCGGCGCGGCCGCGCGCGACCGCGCGGCGCUCGAGGCCGACCUGGUGGCCGAGAAGCGAUUGAGCGUGGCCCUGGUCGACGAGGGCGACGCGCACGAGCGCGACGCGCGGAAGCACGCGGAGCGGGCGGCGGCCGCGGCGGAGCGCGAGGCGGCCGCGGCGCGGCGGCUCGAGGAGCAGGUCGCGGCCGUGAAGCGCGAGUGCGACGAUUUGCUGGCCGAGGCGCGGGAGGCCGCCGACGCGCGCCUCGCCGAGGCGCACGCCGACGCGGAGGCGCAGCGGAAGCGCGCCGACGACGCCGAGCGCGCCCUGAGCGAGCCGCGGGGCAGCGACGCCGGCGCGGCGCGCUUCUACCGGCGCGCCGCGGACGCGGAGCGCGCCGCCGAGGCGGCCAAGGCCGAGCUGCGGCGGAACGAGCUCUACCUGGAGCGGGUCGGCCGCGAGAUCGAGAAGAAGGCGUCGGUCUUCGAGCGCGAGGUCGCGGCGCGCAAGGACGCCGUCAAGGCCUACGACGCGCUCGCGCUGAAGCACCACGCGCUGGAGCGGGAGCGCGACGGCGCGCGGGCGGAGCGCGACGCGUGCCGCGCGCGGGCGGCGUCCGCCGAGGCGGAGCGGGAGGCGCUCGAGGCGACGCGGCGCGACCUGGCGGCGCAGGUGCGCGCGCUGCUGAAGGCGGGCCCGAAGAAGGCGCGCAAGAACGAGGCGGGCGGCGACGCGGAGGAGCACCUCGUGGCGUUCGCGGACGUGGACGAGCUGCAGCUGCGGAACGAGCAACUCCUGCGGGUCGUGCGGUCGCUGUCGCAGGACGUCGAAGCGGCCAAGGACCAGGUCGACUCGGGCGUGCUCGAGGCCACGCUCGAGGAGCUCGAGGCGCUCAAGCGGUCGCGCGAGUCGCAGGACGCCAUGGUGCGGGCGCUCGUGGCCGAGCGAGACCAGUUCCGGGACCAGGCGCGCCGGCUGCGCGACCCCGCGUCGGCGGCGGCGGAGCUCGUGCCGGCGCGGCCGCCGUCGUCGAGCGACGCCGUCGUCGAGCUCCGGGCGGACGCCGAGCUGUUUCGGCGGGAGGCGCAGCUCGCCGCGCAGGCCAAGACCAUGGCGCGCGACGCCGAGGAGGCGGCCAAGCGGGACGCGGCCGAGGCGAGGGGCGCGGAGGCGCGGUCGCGGGCGGACCUCGACUUUGAACGGGGGCGCUCGCGGCGGCUCGAAGGUGCCCUGAACGACGCGCGGCGCGGCGAGCAGACGGCCUUAGCGGAUGCGCGGCAAAAGGCGUCGCGCAUCGAGGCGGCGGAGCUGGCCGCGCAAACCGCGGAGGAGGACGCUCGGAGCGCGCGGCGCGCCGCGGCCCUCAGGUCCGAGGAGGCGGCGCGCGCCGACGCGCGGCGCGAGGCCGAGCGCGCGGCGGCCGACAACGCGGCGGCGCGAGUUCGAUCGCUGACGGCGGAGAACGCCAGGCUCGUGGACGCGUUGAGCGGGCUGGAGCGCCUCGAGGCCGCGCUGGGCGCCACGAGGGAGGCCGACGACACGGCGACGUCCGAGCGACUCGCCUCCGCGGAAGCGAGACUGGCGGCGUGCCGCGACGAGCUGGCAGCAGCGCACGAAGCGCACCGCGUCGCGGCGGCGGCGCUCACGGCCGACGCGGCGGCGGCCCGGUCGGAGGCCAAGGAGGCGGACGGCCGGGCGGCGCAAGCGAGAGAGGCCGCCGCCGCGGCCGCCGCCCGGGCCGAGGCCCUCGAGGGCCAGCUCCGAGACGCGAGACCGCGGCCGCCGUCGCCGCGGCCGCUGCUCGAAGAACGGGACGCCGCCAGUCCGGACGAGUUGGCCCUGGCCUCGGUCCUGCGCCAGGACGCGGCGCAGCUGCGCGUCGAGUUGGACGCGGCCGUGGCGUCCCGGGACGCGGAGCGCGGCCACGCGGAGACGUUCCGCCGCAUCGCCGAGAGCCACGAGGCGGCGCUGGCCGAGGCGACGGCGACGGCCGAGGCUCUGCGCGAGACGACGGCGCGCGAGCGCCAGGAGCUGCGCGCCACGAUCGAUAACCUGCGAGAGAAGGAGCGCAACGAGGCCGGCGAGAACGCGCGGCUCGAGGAGCGGCUCGCGGAGGCGAGGGCGGAGCUGGCGACGGCGCGCGAGGCGCGCGACGCGGCGGAGGCGCGGCGGGACGACCUGAUCCGCGCGCGGGACGACGGCGCGCGGCAGCGCGACGCCGCCACGGCGGAGAGCGAGCGGGCGCAGCAGGCCGCGGCGUCGGCGCGCGACGCGUACGAGCGCGAGCUGGGCCUGCACGCGGCGCACGUCCAAGCCCUGAACGCCUCGGUCGCCGCCUGCCGCGCGGCCGUCGCGGAGUGCGAGGGGCUGCGGGGCGCGGCGCCCGCCGCCGCGGCCCCGGCCGCGCGCGGCAUGCGCGCCGACGAGGAGGUCGCCAAGCGGUGCGCGGCGUUGGAACGCCAGAACGAGCUGCUGCACGCGCAAGUGAGCCUCGCGGCGCAGACGGUCGAGCGGCUGCAGCGCCGGCGGGCCGACGGCGCGGCGGCGGACGCGGCGGCGCCGGCGCUCGACGCGGACGCGCGGCUCGCGGAGCUGCGGGAGGUCGUGGUCUUCGUGCGGCGGGAGAAGGAGCUGGCGGAGGCCAAGCUCGCCGUCGAGGCGCGCGGGCGGCGGCGGGACGCGGCGCGCGCGGCGUCGGCGGAGGAGGCGUGCGCGGCGGCGCGCGCCGAGCGCGACGCGCUGCUGCGCGCGCGGGACGGCGCGGCGAACGAGGGGCUGGGCGGGGACGCGGAGCAGCGGCGCCGCGCGGCCGCGCAGCAGCUUUCCUUACUGCGGGAGUCGAACGCGACGCUGCGCGCGGAGGCGUCGGGCCAGCGCGCCGCCGCCGACGGCCUGCGGAACGAACUGCGGCGGCUGCGGGCCGCGGUCGCGGACCCGCGCGACCGGCAGCUCUCGGACCUGCGGGCGCGCGCCGAGGGCGCCGAGAAGGCGCGGCAGGCGGCGGAGCGCGACGCGGCGGCCUGGCGCCGGCGCGUCGACGCGCUCGUCGCCGGCGGCGCGACGCGCGUCGACGCCGACGAGCACCGGAGGGUGGAGGAAGCGCUCCGGAAGGCCGAGGACCAGUGCGGCGACCUGCGGACGCGCGCGUCGCAGGCGGCCGCCGACGCGCGGGACGAGAAGAACCGCUGCAAAGCGCUGGACGCGGCCUGGGCGCGCGACGCGGCGCGCUCGGCCCAGCGCUUCCUGCGGGACAAGCGCGCGGAGGCGCUCAACCGGCGGGCCCUCGACGAGGCGGCGCGGCGGGCGCGGUUGCUGGAGGACCGCGCGUCCGCCGCCGACGCCGCCGCGCGCGCCUUGAGGGACGAGGUCGUGCGCGCCGAGGCGAAAGUCAGGAAAGCGGCGGGCAUGCUGCGCCAGUACAAGGCCCAGACGCAGGCCCUCGAGGGCAAGGUCGCGACGAUGGCGUCGCCCGCGCGCGCGGCGCCCCCCGCCGCCGCGCCGGCGCCGGCGCCGAAGAAGCCGGCCGCCUCCGCGCCGGCGGCUCAGAAAAAGAAGCCGGCCGCGGCGCCGGCGCCGGCGUCGCAGAAGAAGAAGCGCCCCGCCGCCGCCGCGGCCGCGCCGGCCGCGGCGCCGGCGCCGGCGUCGCAGAAGAAGAAGCGCCCCGCCGCCGCCGCCGCCGCGGCGCCGCCGCCCGUCCCGAUGCUCUCGCCGCUCGCGCCGCCCUUCCUGCCGCCGCCGCCCGCCGCCGCGGCGCCCGCGCCCGCGCCGGCCUCGGCGAAGAAGAAGCGCCCGGCGCCCGCGGCCGAGGCGGCGGCCCCGGCGCCGGCGGCCGCCCAGCCCAAGAAGAAGGCGAAGAAGGCGGCCGCCGCGCCGGCCGCCGCGAAGCCCGCCGCCGCCGCCUCGAAGAAGCAGAGCGAGGCCGCCGCGCUCCGCGCCAAGCUCCUCUCGCUCCAGAAGGCGAACGCGGCCGCGAAGCAGAAGAUCGCCGCGGCGCCCGCCGCCGCCGCGCCGGCGGCGGCACCGACACCGGCGCCCGCCGCCGCCGCCGCCGCGACGGCCGAGGCGCGACGGAAGGCGCGGGCGGAGCGGUUCUCUACUGGCGGGGCGCCGGCGCCGGCUCCUCCGGAGGCCGAUGAAUAGAGGGUGUCGCGCCUUCCUCCUCCCCCCUCCUCCCGCGCGCAUUACUUUCCACUUACCAUCUAACUAGCCUACUGGU